CACAUCUCUGACUGCCUGCCUCUCUCUCUGCAGAUGUCCAGCUACAAGCGAGCAACCCUGGAGGAGGAGGAGGCGUCCGACGUGCCGGCUGAGGCGGCCUCGUCUCCUGACAGAGUGGAGGUGGGCUUCAGGAAGGGUGGUGUGGACAUCCUGGGGAGGAGGACUCAGCUGGAGGUCCUGCUCUCAGUCCUGCUGCUGGCUGCCCUCCUGGCUCUACUGGCCUGCCUGGUGGUCCUGGGACUCGGCUUCAGCUCAGACAGUGGGCGUGGCCUGUGCCUGUCGGAGGCCUGUGUCACUGUGGCCAGUCAGAUCGUGGAGGCGAUGGACCGCAGCGCCGACCCCUGCCAGGACUUCUACCAGUUUGCCUGCGGAGGCUGGAUGAGGAAGAACCCGCUGCCUGACGGGCGCUCGCGCUGGUCCACCUUCAACAGCAUCUGGGAGCAGAACCAGGCGCUGCUCAAACACCUGCUGGAGAACGGGACGUUUAACGGCAGCAGCGAAGCAGAGAGGAAGACUCAGUCCUACUACCUGUCCUGCCUCAACACCCAGAGGAUCGAAGAGCUCGGAGCUCAGCCUCUCAUAGACCUCAUCACCAAGAUUGGAGGCUGGAACAUGACGGGCCCCUGGGACAAAGACAACUUCAUGGAUGUUCUGAAGGUGGUCUCCGGUCCGUACCGAGGUCAGCCGUUCUUCAGCGUCGGAGUCAGCGCCGAUCCCAAAAACUCCAACAGCAACGUCAUUCAGGUGGACCAAUCAGGGCUCUUUCUGCCAUCCAGGGACUAUUACCUUAACAAGACAGCCAAUGAGAAGGUGUUGGUGGCGUACCUGGACUACAUGGUGGAGCUGGGGAUGCUGCUGGGGGGCGAGAGGAGCUCCACUCAGGCUCAGAUGCAGCAGAUUAUGGACUUUGAGACAGGGCUUGCCAACAUCACCGUCCCACAGGACCAGCGGCGAGACGAAGAGAAGAUCUACCACAAGGUCACCAUCGCGGAGCUGCAGCUGCUGGCUCCAGCCAUCGACUGGUUGGACUACCUGUCGUCCUCUCUGUCUCCUCUGGAGCUAAACGACACCGAACCUGUCGUCCUGUAUGCCAAAGAGUACCUGCAGCAGGUGUCGGAGCUCAUCAACAAGACAGACCGCAGUCUGCUGAACAACUACAUGAUGUGGACAUUGGUUCAGAAGAGUGUCGCCAGUCUGGACCAACGCUUCGAGAAUGCUCAGGACAAACUGCUGGAGAGUCUUUAUGGGACCAAGAAGGUACAGAAGCUUCAAAUACUACUGCCACUGCUGCUGAUACACACAUUAGUGUUACUACUGCUGCAACUGGGAGCGCUGUUCGUCAAGGCAACUUUUGACAAACAAAGCAAAGAGAUUGCUGAAAAGAUGAUCAACGCCAUCCGGUCAGCGUUCAAAGAAGCGCUAGACCAACUCAGCUGGAUGGACGACCAGACGAGACAGGCUGCAAAGGACAAGGCAGAUGCAAUCUAUGACAUGAUCGGCUUCCCAGAAUUCAUCCUGGACUCCAAAGAGUUGGACGAUGUUUAUGACGGGUAUGAAGUGUCAGAUGACAGCUUCUUCCAGAACAUGUUGAACUUCUACAACUUCUCCGCUCGAGUGAUGGCCGACCAGCUGAGGAAGACUCCCAACAAAGACCAAUGGAGUAUGACUCCUCCUACAGUUAAUGCCUACUACAUGCCCACUAAGAAUGGCAUCGUCUUCCCUGCUGGGAUCCUGCAAGCUCCCUUCUACGCCCACGACCACCCCAAGGCACUGAACUUUGGUGGAAUUGGGGUGGUGAUGGGCCACGAGCUCACGCAUGCCUUUGAUGAUCAGGGUCGUGAGUACGAUAAAGAAGGAAACUUGAGGCCGUGGUGGCAGAACUCGUCCGUGGAGGCGUUUCGCCAGCGGACCGAGUGUAUGGUGGAUCAGUACGGCCGCUACACCGUCAACGGAGAACACAUCAACGGAAAACAGACACUCGGAGAAAACAUCGCCGACAAUGGGGGGCUAAAGGCCGCGUAUCACGCCUAUCGGUCGUGGAUCCAGGGAAACGGAGAUGAGAAAAGACUUCCUGCUGUCAACCUGACCAAUGACCAGCUUUUCUUCGUUGGAUUUGCCCAGGUGUGGUGCUCAGUUCGGACACCAGAGAGCGCUCACGAGGGCCUCGUGACCGACCCCCACAGUCCUCCCCGAUACAGAGUCAUCGGCACGCUCGCCAACUCUCCGGACUUCAGCCGCCACUUUAACUGCCCCGAUGGGACACCCAUGAAUACGGGGAAGCGCUGCGAAGUUUGGUAGUCAGACCUGAAAGGACCAGCUCGGGGUGGAGCAGGAACGGGGGGGGGAGGAGUCUGUCAGCUGACGGGUUGACGGGCUCGUUAAUGUCUUAAUUAGAGUUCAGGUUCUUUCAUGGGGUGGGGGGAGCAGGUGUAGUCUUCAGCUUCAGUUAAUCUGUAACUUGGUGACGAUCAGACUUACUUCCUGUCUGGAAACUAAACGGACUCGGUGGACGCCACACGGACACGACGGACUGACGAGGAAGAAGCCACGUGGGCGGUGUCGAUGAUUCCUGCUUUUAUCACGUUAUUGAUUCAUAGUGUUGUUAAUGGGCUUUGGUUUGUGUGUGUGUGUGCGUGUGUGUGUGUGUGUGUGUGGGGGGCAAGGUGUUUCUGCGCAGUGUACCAGGGGCACGGAGAAAAGUUGUCGUACCAUAGGCACGAGGAGUGUGUGCGUGUGUGUUUGUGUGUGUGUGUGUGUGCGUGUUUUGUCCGUUGUGUGAAAGAGCUCUAUAAUUCCACCCCCUAUGACAUCACUGUGAUGACCUCAUACAAAGUUGAACUGUUACAUAAUCAGUCAUGGCUGUGUGUGUGUGAUUGGCCACUCAGUUAUUGAGGAAGCUGUCGGCUGAUUGGCUGGGAGGUUUUAGGGGUGUAGAUUAGGAUUAAGGAGAGGAACGAGGGUUUCGUGGGUUAUUUAUGAGGUUUUAAGCAUUUAAAACACUUUUUCUCGGAUUUAUCUCCUCGCUCCGUUUCUCGUGUAUAUAAUCUGUCAGAAAUGUCGAAAUUGAAUCCACGCUGUAACCACUGUUUUACGCUAAAUUAAGACAGACGUGACAUAUUUUAAAAGGUUUUCCAUCAUUUUGUAAUCUAUUACAACCCUUUAAUGAGUCUGUCGAGGAUUGCCUUAAAGCCAGCGUUAUCUUUAGGUAACACAGAGCAUAGCUCACCUUCCAGUUUGCACAGUUUAACCGACUCACUACGUUAGCGCUCUGCAACCACUAAGUAACUCACUGUUAUCAGGAGACGCAGCCUUACCUACAGGUAAAGACCAGUGUCAGUGAAUCAAACAGUGAGGAGAGAGGAAACAGCUUAAAACCAAAACCUGAUCCUAAAACUGAGUUUGGAUUUAAAAUUUCAAAAUAAAAUGCCCUCCAAACACAAUCCUGUCUAUGGUCUAUCUCACAAACAUAGAUGAUUUAUUUGCUCAUCUUUAUCAGGUAAACGGUGAACCUCUGAACAUCUACCACGUCACAGCGGUCUGGUUCACACGCAGCUCCACGUCACCAGCUUUCACCCAUUUGCCAACAAAACAACUUAAAACAGAAGAAGUGGGAAAUCUACACUGGUGGGUGAAACUGGAGGUGUGGAGUGUGUGGGCCGCUGGUGAAACGGUGGAUAUUAAGAGCUUAGUGACACAGGAAGUAGUGGAAGUCAAUCAAAUUUCCCAGUUGUAUUUGUUUCUAAUGUUUUAUAAUAACUCAAGUUUGCUGUUUCAAACACUAGUUAUAGAAAGAAUCAUAAAUAUAUAAAAGUAUAAUGAAGCUCACAGGACUGCAUUUCAGAUACAGUUUGUGCGACCGGUGAAAACACUAAACUGGACACUUUAUAAUGAAGCUAACACUUGCAGUCACAAUGAAACUAUAAAAUGAAAACAUGAUCUCCACAAUGAGCUAAGAAGCUCCACAUACUCCUAAUAUACUCGUAUAGAUAUCAAGCCACAUGCAGUUGUGUUUGUAGCCUUUGGAUUUCUUUAUCGGUGCGCGGGGAAUGUGAUUGGCUGUAAGCUUGCUGAUGUAACAGCUUCUCUUGUCACAAACCAUUUGCCUGAUCUUUGAGUCAGUGAACAGGAGUCUGUCCUUGGAGCUCUGCAUCGGUCUUUCCCACUCUUUCAUUUUUUGAAAUAAUCGGCUGCUCGCUGAGCUCGAGGUCUGAUGUGAUGUGAAGGUGGCGUGAAGGUCAAAGUGUGACUUUUGGUGUAUGAAUGGGUCCAUCAUCAGACCUCGGCAGUAAACAGCUGGACCAGGAGUGGGAUUACCUUUAGAGAUACUCAGAGUAAACAUAAAUAUGAGACUGUCGAAGUUAAAGAUCCAACACACGUUAAACCUUCACUCGUUAAAGAACUGACGACUUGGUACCUCAGACUUCAUUACCAACGAUUCCUUAAAACAUGGCUGAACUUUAGCUCCCGCCCAGUGCAGGUACACGACUCUGACGACAGGUGGCGCUCUCGGCCCGCUCACCUGAACCACAAGCUUAAUAUUCAUGUUAAAGUCAGUGUUGUGAUAAUAACCAUACACUGUGUAUUGUCAGUGUUUGUGCACGUGUGGGUGCGCGUGUUUUGGAGUGUGUGCCGGCUUCGCCUCCCCCUAUGACAUGACCGUCCAAUCCUACGCAGCUCCCGUGUGUGACGUCUUUUGUUCUGCAGAAGAAGAAGAAGCUGCCUCCGGCGAAAGAUGUGUGUGGGUGCGUUUGCGUGUUCUUGUAUGUCUAUUGUUGUAAGGACGAUUAAAAACGUUGGUUCUCCACUUUGGGACAGAUUUUCUGGGACCCUUUAGAAGCAGGGUUAGGUUAUGAGUUGGGGGGUGCAUCGCAUCUACAAGGGUCCCUGUGUAGGUAGAUGCAAUGAAACAAUAGACAGACAAGUGUGUGUGUGUCAGGAGUCAGAGCUGUGUAAUAAUCUGUGUGUACAGUAAACAACAAUAGAGCUGAAGUAGAAGAAACUCUGCUCAUUUUAAACUCUGUGUCUGUCCUGAAGGGGGCGUCAGUGCUCGUCCAAUCACAAGGCUGCGUGUCAGGUGGCUGCUGUGGGGGAAAAAAACACACCUGAAGUUUUAUCUGCUUUUAUUUUAUUGCCCGAGAAUGUAGAGAAAAGAAUGAGAAAUGUUUUCUAUCAGGCUGCAGAAAUAUAAUAAACACUGAACACACUCAGCCACACA
This is a messenger RNA of Neolamprologus brichardi, 5215 nucleotides long. The record is from RefSeq and is a predicted model, not a curated record. NCBI's taxonomy places the organism in Eukaryota, Metazoa, Chordata, Actinopteri, Cichliformes, Cichlidae.